Poecilia latipinna (sailfin molly) is the source of this 344-nucleotide messenger RNA. Its product is annotated as serine/threonine-protein kinase ULK2-like. Gene Ontology annotation, molecular function: protein serine/threonine kinase activity; ATP binding. Gene Ontology annotation, cellular component: phagophore assembly site; phagophore assembly site membrane; autophagosome. Gene Ontology annotation, biological process: protein autophosphorylation; autophagosome assembly; negative regulation of collateral sprouting. Bases 93 to 329 code for a protein of 78 amino acids. The transcript is spliced from 3 exons. Lineage: Eukaryota; Metazoa; Chordata; Actinopteri; Cyprinodontiformes; Poeciliidae. The record is from RefSeq and is a predicted model, not a curated record.
GGUGAAGCAGACAGCUGCUUCAGGACGAAUGGCUCCUCUUAUUGAUUCCGUCUCCUCUCUUCCAGGAAACUCCCAGCUCUGUGUUCCUGGUCAUGGAGUACUGCAAUGGAGGUGAUCUUGCUGACUAUCUGCAAGCUAAAGGGAUUCUGAGAGAGGACACACUGAGGGUUUUCCUCCAGCAGAUUGCUGCUGCCAUGCGCAUACUUCACAGCAAAGGAGUCAUCCACCGUGACCUGAAACCCCAGAACAUCCUGCUGUCAUACCUGGGCCGCAAGAAGUCCAACAUUAGUGGCAUCCGCAUCAAAAUUGGUAACAGAAGAAGAAAGUGAUGUUUCUUUUUUAUU